UUAAAAAUGCACAGCAAGAAGCAGACUGCAGUGAAAUACUAUGUUGGAAUUGAUGUUGGCUCAGCAAGUGUUCGUGCAGCUUUGGUAGAUGAGUUAGGGACAGUGGUGGCACAUGCAGAGCAGCCUAUCCAAAUUUGGGAGCCCCAAGCAGACCACUAUGAGCAAUCCUCUGCAGACAUAUGGGCUGCCUGCUGCUCAGUCACAAAGCAAGUUGUCUGUGGAGUGGAUGUCAGCCAGAUUCGAGGGGUUGGGUUUGAUGCUACAUGUUCCCUUGUUGUUGUGGAUAAACAGUUCCAACCUUUGGCAGUCAACUGUGAAGGACAGAACCAUAGGAAUGUGAUUAUGUGGAUGGACCACCGUGCAGUGAGUCAGGUCGAGCGCAUCAAUGCAACACAACACAGGGUUUUGAACUAUGUGGGGGGAGUGAUGUCUGUGGAAAUGCAGCCACCUAAACUGCUGUGGAUAAAGGAAAACUUGCAAGAAUCGUGGGAGAAGGCAGGAUACUUCUUUGAUCUUCCAGAUUUCUUAUCCUGGAAAGCCACAGGUGUCACUGCAAGGUCCCUCUGUACAGUAGUGUGCAAGUGGACAUACACAUCAGAUAGAGGUUGGGAUGACACUUUCUGGAAAAUGAUUGGUUUGGAAGAUUUGGUGAAGGAUAAGUAUGAAAAAAUAGGAAACCACGUCCUGUCUCCUGGAGAGGCUGUUGGAAGAGGUCUAACACCAGAAGCUGCAAAAGAUCUGGGUCUCCCCGAAGGGAUUGCAGUGGCAGCAUCUCUCAUUGAUGCACAUGCUGGAGGACUAGGAGUAAUUGGAGCAGAUGUGAAAGGACAUAACCUGCCAUGUGAGAACCAGCCAAUUACCUCCCGACUUGCUAUGAUCUGUGGAACAUCUUCCUGUCACAUGGGGGUCAGUGAAUCACCAAUUUUUGUGCCUGGUGUUUGGGGACCAUAUUUCUCUGCAAUGGUGCCUGGAUUGUGGUUGAACGAAGGAGGUCAAAGUGCUACAGGAAAACUG
This is a messenger RNA of Acanthisitta chloris (rifleman), 1014 nucleotides long. RefSeq names its product FGGY carbohydrate kinase domain-containing protein-like. The annotation marks the transcript as partial. Gene Ontology annotation, biological process: carbohydrate metabolic process. The transcript is spliced from 8 exons. The record is from RefSeq and is a predicted model, not a curated record. Gene Ontology annotation, molecular function: phosphotransferase activity, alcohol group as acceptor; kinase activity. Lineage: Eukaryota; Metazoa; Chordata; Aves; Passeriformes; Acanthisittidae.